This is a messenger RNA of Balaenoptera acutorostrata (minke whale), 483 nucleotides long. RefSeq names its product 39S ribosomal protein L12, mitochondrial-like. The transcript has a single exon. Gene Ontology annotation, molecular function: structural constituent of ribosome. Gene Ontology annotation, cellular component: mitochondrial large ribosomal subunit; ribosome. The coding region runs from base 27 to 332 and encodes 101 amino acids. Gene Ontology annotation, biological process: translation; mitochondrial transcription. The record is from RefSeq and is a predicted model, not a curated record. Lineage: Eukaryota; Metazoa; Chordata; Mammalia; Artiodactyla; Balaenopteridae.
CGUUGAAGAUCCAGGAUGUGGGGUUCAUGCCGAUGGGUGGCAUGGUGCCUGGUGCUGUCCCUGCCGCAGCAGCCCCCGAGGCAGCAGAAGAAGACAUCCCCAAACAAAAAGAACGGACGCAUUUCACCGUCCGCCUGACAGAGGCAAAACCUGUGGACAAGGUGAAGCUGAUCAAGGAAAUCAAGAACUUCGUCCAGGGCAUCAACCUCGUCCAGGCAAAGAAGCUGGUGGAAUCCCUGCCUCAGGAAAUCAAAGCCAACGUGGCCAAGGCCGAGGCCGAGAAGAUCACGGAAGCCCUAGAGGCAGUGGGCGGCACCGCGGUUCUGGAGUAGCCGCCCAGAGGACUGUGGACAGGGGUCCCGGGCCCCGAGUGGGGCUCUACCCGCUCCUCGCGAAGCACCCAGGCUCAGCGGACGGAGUGGCCUCGGAGCAGAACUGGGCACCCGCACCACAUGGCCAACUCCGUUCUGGGACAGAUGUGGA